AGGCCAACGGCGGGAUGGGAGCGACGCGCCUGCGCCGGGGCGCCGCUUGGGCCCUCGGCUCGGCAGGGUAGCCGUCCUCGGUCGGUGCGCCUGCCGGCGUCGGUCGCUCGAGACUGAUUCUUCCCUUGGGAAGAACCCCGACUCUUCUCACCCCCUAAGACCAGAACAGACUGGGACAAAGAGCCGCCACGACCCGGGCGACGUCCCAGGGCGGUCCUCGCGCGCCCGGCCGGGCAGGGUGCAGAUGUGGACUGGAGAGGAGUCCCCAUCCCCGGGUAUGGCAAGAAGCGAACCGGGCCACCGGCCGUUGUUCCUAGGGUGGCACUUUCGCAGGCAUCAGCACAGCCAGCCUCCUUGCAGGCAUAGUUGUUACAACUGCAGUCGGUUGUCAGAGGCAGCUUGCUCUGCUAGCAGUGUGCCGCCAGACACGGUGCAGAAAACAAGGCAUUUUUCGGGGGGGCGUGAAAGGCAUUUUAGUUCAAAUUAAGGCACACCUCUCCCCUGCUCCUCUCUGUGAGCAGCGUCUCAUUGUGCAGGAGUGCAGCCAUGCAGCCGCCGCCCCAGGCCGUCCCCCCGGGCAUGGCCGCGCCGCCUCCAUCCGGGAGCCCUCAGAGCAUGUUCUGGUCUAACAGCCCGUACAGAAGACAGGCCGGUAGUCACGCACACGUGGCCCCGUCAACCUGCCCGCUGCAGCCAGUGACGGACCCUUUUGCUUUUAGUAGACAGGCGCUCCAAAAUACGUCGUUGGGCAGCUCCUCUAAAAGCAGCGCCCCCGUUUUGCAAGGCCCGGCCCCACCAUCGUCUCUUCAGGGUGCAGGUCUGCCUGGGCCUCACACACACGCUGGAGAUAGCGCCCAAGGACCCUGCGAACCUCUGCCGGGCCCUCCGUUGCAGCCCAGGGCAGAUGCCAGCCUGUUUCCCGGCCUGCUGACCCCUUCGGCGCCACCCGGGCCCGCGAUGACCACUCCCUGCCUGGAGCCUGACGUUCAGACCCUGCCGUAUCCUCCUCAGUACGUUCCAGGAGUGGGUCCGGACGGCUCUCGUGGGGGCCACCCGCAGGGGAGCGUGCCUCGGCCUGACAGGCCCCUGAGCAGGCCGAGCCCGCACGACGGUGCCGUGGCACCGGCAGCGUCCCCUUUCCUCCCUCCGCCUCGGCGGCAGAUGCCCGGGCUGUGGGCGCCGGUGCAGGGAGGCCCUCAGCCCUUGGGGCUGCAUCACAGGCCCUGUCCAGAGGGACCCGUUGCGCACCCAGUGCCCCACGCCUCCAGCGUCGCCCAUGUCCCCUCCCCGUCCAUCCCGCAUCAGGGUCCUGGCCAUGAGCAGCACGGCCCCUUGGUAUCCUUACCGGGACCCUCGGCCAGUGACGGGAGAAAUGAGGCAGUCUACCUGCAGAGCGGAAACCACUCGGCAAAUAGCUUUGAUCCAGGAAACGCGUUCAGGCAGAACUCCGGAGCCGGCGACACUCGGGCUGGCCAGGAGCUGAGGUCGAGUCCGGGCGCGAAUAGAGAGCAGCUGUCAGACCCAGCUCCCGUCCCCCUCCUCGCUCAGGGAAGCAGCCCAGGAAGCCACGGGCACCGCCCGCUGGGGGCCGGGAGUAGCUGGGCCCUGCCGGAGGCGGGCUCGGGGGCGCUCUCCGCGUUCUUCACAGGAGGAGAGGCCGAGAACGAGGAGACCCUGCCAUCGGAAAAGGCGGGCUCUGCCGGCCAGCCUGCCUGGGACGGUUUCUCCCCCGGCCCGGGCCUUGGCCAGCCUCCUGCACACGCGGGAGCAGGCGGCAUCCAUCAGGCCUUUCCCAGAGCUUCCAGCGGCGAGCCCACGCAGCCGGGAGGAGACCCGCAGCCUUAUUUUCCUCAGUGUGCAGGCCUCGGGCACGACCCAGCAGCCGCUGGCGCCCCCGCUGCGGACAUGUGGGGGGGCGCGGGGCGGGCGGGUGCUCACGGCGCCGGCGGCUCACAGUGUGAGAACGUGGAGAACUUGGAAUUCAUUCAGAACCAGGAAGUUCUGCCCAGUGAGCCCCUAAGCGUGGACCCUUCCUCCCCGAGCGAUCAGCUCAGGUGCGGGCCCCUCAGCGGGCCGGCCGUGCCCAGGCCCAGUGCCGCAGGCCACGCGGGAGGCGGGGGCCCGAAUCUCGAGGCCCCGGAUGCGAUGGCGCGGCCCGCGCGGUCUGACAGCGUGUCCUCCAGUUACAGCAGCCAGAGUCACCGGGGUCCUCCCAGUGCAGCCAGGCCCCACGACUCGGGGGGCACCUUCAUUCAGCAAGAAGUUGGAAAACCUGAAGACGAGGUUCCGGGGAGGUUUUUUAAGCAGAUCGAUUCUUCUCCUGUCGGAGGUGAGACAGACGAGACCACCGUGAGCCAGAACUACCACAGCGGCCUGUCCCAGCCCUCGGCCCCAAGCCCCCCCAAACCUACGGGAAUAUUUCAGACGAGCGCCAACAGUUCUUUUGAACCAGUGAAAUCGCACUUCGUUGGAGUAAAGCUGGUUGAGGUAGAUCGCGCCAAUGUGGUGGGCGAGGUGAGGGCGCCCGGCGCCCACCUGAAGCAGCGCAGAGCAGCCGCGGCCGCGCCUGAUGCCUCCCCUGGCAACUUGGAGCAGCCCCCCGACAACAUGGAGACCCUCUUCUUGCCCCGGGUCUGUGCCCCGCCUCUCACCACGCCCGCGGAGGCUGGUCACGGGCUUCUGCAUGCUGCGGGGCCGCCUUUGGAGACUGUGCCCCCGGCACCUGAGAGGAGGCCCUCGACCAGGGCGCAGGGGGCUGUGAAGUGUGAGAGCCCAGCAACAACUUUGUGGGCGCAGAACGAGCUGCCGGAUUUUGGAGGCAAUGUCCUUCUAGCCCCAGCUGCUCCCGCACUUCACGUGCCUGCGAAACCCCAGCCAUCUGAAGUGAUCCAGCCUCCAGAUGAGGGGGUAUCUGGUCCGCCGUCCCGGCAGCCGGGCCCCGGCCCCGGCCCCGCCGUGCAGAGUGGGGACAGCACUGGUGCUUCUGAGAAUCUUGAAAAUCCUCCCCAAAUGGGCGAAGAGGAGGCCCUCCCGCCCCAAACGGGUCCCGGUUAUGCCAGUCUGCUGUCCUCCCCACCCACCGAGUCUUUGCAGAAUCAGCCGGUCUUGAUCGCGCAGCCUGAUCAGAGCUAUAAUUUGGCUCAGCCUGUUCAUUUCCCUGCGUCCUUGUUGAGUCCUAAUGAGAAGAGUCCGUCCUGGAGAGAGUCUCUGGUGGGAGAGAAGCCUGCGAUAAGCAGCCGGGCUGCUGGGGGUGAUCCUGGAGAAGACGCUGCCUUGUCUGGGAUGCCAGCUGGUGCUCUCAUCUGCUCACCUCUGCCUAACCGUCCUGCCCAGAGUAAUUUUCCACAGGUUCCUGGUGCCUCUGAAGUGGUUUCUAAUCCACCUGCUAAUUUGCUGGUUCAGCCGCCGUCUCAUCCAGUCCCGAAGAGCCUGCUUCCAGAAAGUCAGAGCAGUCGCAGCGCAGAGCGCGUCCUCCCCGAGUCUGUUUCCGGCCCUGCUGGAAGCACGGGCGUGGUCUUAGUCCCUCCUGCAGAGAGUACUUCGGUGCCUGAUAGUAGUAAGGCCGAUCGCUCCGGCGGUCGGGGGGAAGCGUCGGGGGCCCUGGACUUCACCUUCACUAGGAUUUUGGAAAACCCAGUGGGAGUGUACAGCCCGGUCCAUGCUGAUGGCCCAGCGUCGUGUCAGCAGACCACCCCCAGCCACAGGCUGCCUGGGCCUGGGGCGCACACCCCAGACCGUUUCUACCAGCAGGUGACGAAAGAUGCUCAGGAUCAGCACGGCCCAGAGAGAGCCCAGCAGGAGCCGGCGCCACCGCCUCCCCCUCCACGGGGGCCCACAGCAGCAUUCCCAGAGCCUUCAAGCCCAGGAAGUCCACCCGCGCAAGGACAGCCCCUAAACCCAGCCCAUCCACCUGCAGGUCCAGCUCCAGCUGACGGUCAGCCGCUGCUGCCUCGGCCGCCUCGGUCCUCCAGCGCAUCCGUCGUGUCCAGCAGCUCGAGCCAGGCGGCCGCGCGGUCUGACCAGCAGUGGCUGCAGCCGCCGCCUCCAGACGUGGCGUCCUACUACUAUUACAGGUCCCUGUAUGACGGCUACCAGCCCCCGUACCCCUCAGCGUACCCGCCGGAUCCUGGCAUGGCCCCCCACUAUUACCAGGACGUCUACGGCCCCUGCGAGCUCAGGUACAGGCCCUACGACGGUGCAGCCGCCACCUAUGCAGAGAGCUACCACUGCCCCGAGCCUGAGCGGCCCAGCUCCCGGGCGAGCCGCUGCUCGGACCGGCCAGCUGCCAGGCAAGGGUAUCCUGAAGGUUACUAUGAUUCCAAAAGUGGGUGGAGCAGUCAGAGUGACUACUAUGGAACUUAUUAUUCCAGCCAGUACGACUAUGGAGAUCCAGGUCGCUGGGAUCGGUACCACUAUGGUUCUCAGUUCAGGGACCCCCGCGCCUACGACCGGAGUUACUGGUAUGAUGCUGAGUACGACCCGUACAGGAAGGAAAACUAUGCUUUUACUGACAGGCCCGAGAAGUACGACGACCGUUGGAGGUACGACCCCCGCUUCACCGGGAGCUUUGACGACGAGCCCGAGCCGCGUAGGGACGCCUACGGGGAGGAGGUGGACAGGCGCAGCGAGCACUCGGCGCGGAGCCUGCGCAGCCGCCGCAGCAGCUUCAGCGCCCACUCCCAGCAGAGUCAGGUGUACAGAGGACACCAUGUGACAGCUGGGUCCUACGAGGUGCCCCCUCCCUCGGGCUCCUUCCACGGCGAUUACAGCUACGGCCCCUAUGGUGACGACUUCCACAGCGCCCCGGGCUUCCCGGAGUAUGGCUUCCCUGCUGAGGCCGGCUGGCCCUCCGUGGAGCAAGCUCCAUCAAGACCAACUUCUCCAGAGAAAUUCUCCGUGCCUCAUGUCUGUGCCAGGUUUGGUCCUGGCGGUCAGCUCAUCAAAGUGAUUCCAAAUCUGCCUUCAGAAGGACAGCCCGCCUUAGUUGAAAUUCACAGCAUGGAGACCUUGCUGCAGCACACGCCAGAGCAGGAGGAGAUGCGGGCCUUCCCGGGACCUCUCGGCAAAGACGACACCCAUAAAGUGGAUGUUAUUAAUUUUGCACAGAACAGAGCUACAAAAUGUUUGCAGAAUGAGAAUUUAAUUGACAAAGAGUCCGCAAGUCUUCUGUGGAGCUUUAUCGUUCUGUUGUGCAGGCAGAACGGGACCGUGGUGGGCACAGACAUCGCUGAACUCUUGCUGCGAGACCACCGAACCGUGUGGCUUCCUGGAAAGUCACCCAAUGAGGCCAACCUGAUUGAUUUCACUAACGAGGCCGUGGAGCAAGUGGAGGAGGAGGAGUCCGGGGAGGCCCAGCUCUCGUUUCUCACGGACAGCCAGGCCGCCCCCACCCUUGAGAAAGACACAGAGAGGUUCCGAGAGCUGCUGCUCUACGGCCGGAAGAAGGAUGCAUUAGAGUCCGCGAUGAAGAAUGGGUUGUGGGGUCACGCCCUGUUACUUGCCAGUAAGAUGGACAGCCGGACGCACGCCAGAGUGAUGACCAGGUUCGCCAAUAGCCUUCCCAUCAAUGACCCUCUGCAGACGGUCUACCAGCUGAUGUCGGGGCGGAUGCCGGCCGCAUCCACGUGUUGCGGAGAUGAGAAGUGGGGAGACUGGAGGCCGCAUCUGGCCAUGGUUCUGUCCAACCUGAACAACAACGUGGAUGUGGAAUCCCGGGCGAUGGCCACGAUGGGGGACACUCUGGCCUCGAGAGGCCUCCUCGACGCUGCGCACUUUUGCUACCUCAUGGCCCGGGUUGGAUUUGGGGUUUAUACCAGGAAAACCACGAAACUUGUCUUAAUUGGAUCAAACCACAGUUUGCCAUUUUUAAAGUUUGCGACCAAUGAAGCUAUUCAGAGGACAGAAGCCUAUGAGUACGCGCAGUCCCUGGGAGCGCAGACCUGCUCUUUACCCAGCUUCCAGGUGUUCAAGUUCAUCUACUGCUGCCGCCUGGCUGAGAUGGGGCUCGCUACUCAGGCCUUCCUCUACUGCGAGGUGAUUGCCAAGAGCAUCUUGGCGCAGCCCCAGCGACACUCCCCCGUGCUGCUCAGCCAGCUGGUUCAGGUCGCCUCCCAGUUGCGCCUCUUCGACCCUCAGCUGAAGGAGAAGCCGGAGGAGGAGGCCUCUGCGGAGCCGGCCUGGCUGGCCCAGCUGCAGCUCCUGGAGAAGCAGGUCAAGGAGGGCGCCGUGGCAUGGAGUCAGGACGGAGCCUUCCCCCCACGCUGCCCCAGCUCGCCCAGCUCCGAGGCGGGGCUGUGUGAUGUGGGACCCGCGCAGCCGGCGGGCCUGGGCACAGACAACGCGCUGCUGGCACCGCCCCUGCCCAGCACGGAGCACUUCAGCCCGGACGUGCGGCUGCUGCCCUCAGCCUCGCUGACGCUCCCUGAUGGUCAGCUGGCCGUCCCCGCCAGGGUGCCAAUGUUUCUGGUGCCACCACCUCCGGGCCCUGUCGAGCUGGGGCCUGGCUGUGGACCCCCAGGGGCUGCACUUGGCUUUCCAGAGCCCUCUGGGCCUGAUCCUGCGGCCCUGUACCUGGGGCCUGGCCUGCCCCCCGGUGCACCAUCUCUCCAGGAGGUCGAACGCCUGCCCCCGGAGCCCAGGAGUCAGGACACAGAAAUGAUGCUCCCAGAGGCACCCGGCAGAAACUCGCUUUCGGAGCUAGAAGAGGAUUUUGGUGGAAAAUUUACUAAUAUGGGCUCCUCUAGGAUGUCACAGGACUCCGAGUCUUCUCCGGGCUGGGAGAGCACCGGCUCCGGGGCCCUGCAGCCGCCUCCACCUCUGACGUCUGCGCCUGAAGCGAAGAGACCUGUCCACGCAGCCAAGAAAGAGACCAAGGAGCCCAAGAAGAGCAGUGAAUCCUGGUUCUCUCGUUGGCUGCCUGUGAAGAAAAGGACAGAAGCUUACUUACCAGACGACAAGAACAAAUCGAUCGUCUGGGAUGAAAAGAAGAACCGGUGGGUGGAUGUGAACGAGCCGGAGGAGGAGAAGAAGGCUCCGCCCCCACCUCCAACAUCCCUUCCCACGGCUCUGCAGGGUGCCCACCCUGGUCCCGGAGGGCCCCCCAGGCCCGCGGUGAACAUGUAUUCUAGGAAAGCAGCCGGAACCAGAGCGCGCUACGUGGACGUCUUGAACCCGGGGGGCCCCCAGCGGAGCGAGCCGGCCCUGGCUCCCGCGGACUUCUUUGCACCGCUGGCCCCGCUCCCGAUUCCCGCUCACCUGUUUGGACCAAACGCAGGCACAGAGGAGGCAGCGGCCGCCGAGGGGGCCGGCGGGGAAGGGCAGGUGCCGGCGGGGGGACCAGCCGAGCCAGCAGCUGCCGCGGUGCCCAAGGUGCUCAGUCCCAUGGCGCCGCGCCCUGGACCCGAACUCCCGCCCCCCGGAGCCGACGGCGCCCAGGGAGGAGAGCUUUCGCGCUGUAGUUCACUGAGCUCCUUAUCACGCGAAGUGAGCCAGCAUUUUAACCAGGUUCCCGGUGCUCACGCCCCUGCGGGGGGCCCUCCCCGGGCAGCGGUGCCCUUCUACAACCCUGCUCAGUUUGCACAAACCUCUGCUGCCUCGGGAAGUUCAAGGACGGGGAGGAUUGGCCAGAGGAAGUACCCAGCAUUGAGCUAGAGUGGCCCCUGUCCUGGACUGGCAUUUGGAAGCCUGAAACAAUUAUUCCACCAAGAGCUCAGACAGAUUGCCUGCGAUUCCCCUGUUCCCAAAUGGACACGGAAGCAGUGAUUCAGAAAUGAUGUAGGAAAUGUCGCCAGCGUCAUUCCACAGCUUCAGGAUGCUGGACGGACGGAGGGAAUCUGCGACUUACUAGAACCUUUCACCUGAAGGAGUGAUUCAAGGAUCCAGCAUUGAAGUCCUUUGAGGAUGUUACACUAAGUGGAGCUGGAAACAUCUUGGCUCCAGGAGGACUUUGCUUUUCAGUAACUAAGGCAUCUCUCAAAACCUAGCUGUGAAUCAUUGCCAGACAAAUCCCAGGGGUCCUUUAAGACGCGGGAAGGAGACAGUGCCCCUCUGCUCAGAGAGGUGGUCGGCCCCGCGCCUCGCGUUGUUGCACGUGAGGAGUCCUUCAUCUCAAAGGAAACGUGGCCUUGCUGAGCAGCAGUUCCCUUAGGUCUUGAGAGCGGCCCUCGCUACUGACGUGUGUUUGUCUCCUGUAGCGAAGACGUGUCCAGCUCUGCCUAAUUUCCCGUGGCCUUGCUGGGACCACGCCGCUUCCACGCAGCCACAGGGACUGGCUCUGCCGUCAGGGGGCCGGCUCCGUGGCUGGGACAGAGCCGUGGACGGGGACCUCGUGCUCUGCCGUGACUGGUGGAGCCGGCCAGCCGCUGUUUUGCCCUGGGGACCAGCGGGGGCCGUGCGUCCCCGCUGCUCUCCACGCGCGGGCUGUGGCUUGCGCCCGCCGCUGCGCCGCUGAGGCAGUUGGCAACAACUGGAAGGAAGCGGCCUGAGACAGUGUCCUGCCCGGAGCCCCGGGCCUGCCCUUCCUGCCCCUGGGCUGCCCGCGCCCAGACCUUCCGGGGCCUGGGAAGACCUCCUGGGGGACUCCGCUCUGAGGCGUCACUGACUGUUCUUAAAACUGUUCACAUUCUUGUUCCGUAUGAAGGGACUAAAGAAAAGAUUUAAAUAUUUAUAAAAAUCAUUAGGGAAUAAUUUCCGUAGAACGCUGGCGGCACGUGGUUUGUUGGGGUUUAAUCCAGAUGCAGGGCUUGUGUGAGGGCGGGGUCCGCGCAGGCCCCUCUGGUCCACCUGCCGUCGAGGAAAGACCGCAGAACGGUUUCCAGGACGGUUCACCGACCCGUCGCUUUGGGAGAGGCCGGCCCUGCCGACGCGCAGGCCCUCCACCCAGGGUCCACGGGGCAGGGGUCCUCGGCCGCCUCCGCAGCCCUGCCCACUGUUCUCUGUCGGCUGCCAGCGACUUUUGAUUCAGGAAGCUUCCUCUGAGGCGGGAGCUGCUAUUUUUCCUAAAUGCAAAUUGUUAAAUAAAACAUUUUGCGCUCUCA
Hippopotamus amphibius kiboko is the source of this 9035-nucleotide messenger RNA. It is a transcript of the gene SEC16A, whose product is annotated as SEC16 homolog A, endoplasmic reticulum export factor. Gene Ontology annotation, cellular component: endoplasmic reticulum exit site; ER to Golgi transport vesicle membrane. The record is from RefSeq and is a predicted model, not a curated record. Gene Ontology annotation, biological process: autophagy; Golgi organization; COPII vesicle coat assembly. The coding region runs from base 547 to 7650 and encodes 2367 amino acids. The transcript has 33 exons. Lineage: Eukaryota; Metazoa; Chordata; Mammalia; Artiodactyla; Hippopotamidae.